This is a messenger RNA of Laetiporus sulphureus 93-53, 2652 nucleotides long. RefSeq lists its product as uncharacterized. Bases 1 to 2652 code for a protein of 883 amino acids. The record is from RefSeq and is a predicted model, not a curated record. The transcript is spliced from 5 exons. Gene Ontology annotation, molecular function: GTPase activator activity. Gene Ontology annotation, cellular component: cytoplasm. NCBI's taxonomy places the organism in Eukaryota, Fungi, Basidiomycota, Agaricomycetes, Polyporales, Laetiporaceae. Gene Ontology annotation, biological process: small GTPase-mediated signal transduction.
AUGCCAGUCAAUUCUCGACCACGCAGAGCGUCCUGUGCGACCGAAGCCGCUCAGUUGGCUGUGGAAGCGCGUAUGCCCGCUGUGCGGUUCUCUGUGAAGGAUGCCCUGCCACAGAUGACGGAGCGGCCUCAAGGGGAAAGAGGAUCCGUCGCUGGAAAGGAGCAGGAAGAAGGAAGAUCUCCACAUACGUCGCGCGGGAUCCUUCAUCGGACGCAGCUAAACCUUGAUCCAUAUGCUGCGCCUUCUCCAACACGUUUUGCCGAGACGUAUGCCUCACCCAGUACAUCCCGCUCUAUUACGCCUCGACAGCGCGAUGACAAGCGCCUCUCGGUGCCGAAUGUCCCUUCUGUCAAUAGCUACCCACGCUUCUCUUCUCUGCCUUCGUCCCGCCUCUCUGACGCUUAUUCCGAGCCGCUGAGCCCCUUGCAUGCAGACUACCAGCAAGGGGGUCACGUUCCUUCCUCUCCAACGUCGUCCUUCGCUCGCAUUCCUCUCUCUUCCCGUAGCCAGCUUGCAAACCCGAAGCUCAGCAUGGUCCACUCUAUUGACACCGAGUACGACCGCCUCGCGAGAGCAUGCGGCCAGCUCCCACCUGGUGUAGCUUCGUCGCGACAUCGGGCAGCUUCAUGGGCUCCUGCCGCUCCUGGACAGGUGGCGGAGGAAGACCCGCUCAACGAGGGCAGCAACGGCGGUGCCAGGCAUAGACGUGCGCGAUCGAUGCGCGUCGCCGGCCACACCCCGUACGUGUUGGACGACCCGGGCCCUUCGAGUUUGCUGUGGCAGCACGACAUGCGCGAGGGCACGCUCCAGCCGCGCGAUGCGCCGCCGUUCCAGCAGCCAGAACCCCGCGGGGUGCUCCUAUCCCUCUCGCGGUUGUUGCAGCUGGGUCGCCAAGACGUGAACGAUUACAUCGAGAUGGAUGAGUUUCUCGAGCGGAAGCAUGAGGAGGAGCGGGAGCGGCAGGUGUGGUUGGACAGGCGAGCAAAGGCGGCGGAGAUGGGGAAGGAGCGAGCUCCGGGGAUAUUCGGUGCGUCUCUUCGGGAUGCUGUAAGUCGCUCUCCUGCAAAUACGAUCAUGGGUGGGCGCAAGCAUGAGAUACCCACUGUCGUGCAUACUUGUGUGGAAGAGCUAUACAGAACAGGCAUCUACCAAACCGACCUGUUUCGCGCCCUCCCUAACCGCGCGAAUCUCGUAGAAUUGGUCCGCGCAUUCGACACGAAUGCUAAUGUGUCCCGCUCACCGUUGCUACGCCACGCCCCGAUGGCUGAUAUAUGCGCUGUGCUGACGUCAUACAUCAAUUCCCUUCCCGAGCCGCUCUUCGAUCGCACGAUGCACGAUGCUCUGUGGACCUGGUGCGUACAAGCGGAGAUGAGCGAGGACGAGAAGAAGAAGGACGCUCUGGAUGCUCAGGAUGCUCAGGACGCGAAGAGCGAGAGCGAGAGCUUUGUGCGCGCGCCUGCCCGAAUGUUCCGGAGGCGUUCCCUGUCGGAACCGAAGACGCCCCCCUCGUUGUCCCAGAGCGCGAACACAAAGACACCACAGGAGCAGGAGCGUGAGGACGCGGACAAGGAGCGUCGGUGUAUUGCCGUCACUAGACACAUCCUGCAGCUCAUUCCGCCGGAGAGCCUGUCAUUGCUCGCAUAUCUCUUCGCCUUCUUCACGCAGAUUCCUCUGUGCCCAGAUAACGGUCUCUCGUACGAAGACAUCGCACGGAUUUUCGCCCAUCGUUUGCUCGGCGGGCCCAGCAAGAAUGCUGCGAGGUCGCUUAUGAUGUGGUUGCUCAAUCGCUGGAGUGCUAUAUCCGAAAAUUUGCUCGGCGGCGACGAGAAUGAUAGCGAUGCGCUCCAAUCAAAUUUAGUACGACGCAUGAGCUCAGGACGCUUACGGCGUUUGUCUUUGCCACCCCAGUGGAGCGAGGGCAUGCCUACGCAUGAUGACAGUCUGCAAGUCCCGUCAUAUGCGACACCUCUUGGACGGCCGUAUUCGUCGUCGGUAUCGUCCGACACAUCGUCGAGUACUGCGGAAUCUAUGGAGAGUGAAGACGAGCCCAGCGCGCGGGGCACGUUGGCGUACGAUAUGCAAGACAUGCGCGAGAGGAAAGCUGCAUAUGAAGCACACCUCGGCCUUCCAGACGACGACUACUAUGGGAAGUCCUCUGUUCAAGAGCACGGCUUCGUCACGACACCUCUUUCCGAUGACUACGACUUUCUCAAGUUUUACGACUAUUUCAGGAAGGAGAAGAACGCAUUCGAAAGCGAUUCAGAGAGCGUUUGUUCUACAGAUAUGGAUGAACCGUCUGCUCCGAGUGCAGGGCAAACCCCGCACGUCUCGAACGACUUCCCGUCGGCUGUCGCGUCGUCGAAUCACAAGCUCUCCUCCGCGUUGCAACGCAUAUCGGAGCUCGAAUCAGAGCUGCAACGCACGCGGGAUUCCCGAACGUCUCUGGAGGACGUGCUUUUGCCCGAUUCCACGACUACGGGCAUGCCUCAGAAGCUUCGAAACGAACUGUCCGACGAGUCGCCGGAAGAAAUCGAAUACAUGCGACGCGAGACAGCGCAGAAGCAGCUGGAAGUUGCGCUGAACGAGCGAGACGACGCGAAGAAACUUCUCCAGGGUUUCAAGCAGUUGAUUGAUGAGGCUUUGCUGCAGUGA